AUGGUGCCCUUGCCUUCUUCCGCGCUGCAGGAGGAUCCGGUCACUCUCCUGCUGCUCUGCAGUGUGUUUCCUCAGUCGUCCAGUCAAAGCUGGACAGCCACCUACGCAGGUGCCCCCGGAAGGCUUUGGCCCGGGGUGGCUCUGCUCUCCUCCAUCUCCCCUUCCCACGCCAUUUCUGCCCCGCAUAAUGGCUUCAGAGCCGGAUCGUUCAGGAAGGAAAGACGAGGGAAAGGAGAAGACCGAGAGGAGGAGGGAGCACGAUAUGGUCCUGAAGAGGGAAAGCAGAAGCAGCCCAGGAGAGCUGAGCUGGCCGAAGGCACAGAGGCUGCCUGGCGACGAGCCCGCGUGUGGGCACGUCCCGGCCGGUCAGCUCCUCCUCCCAGGGGUCUCACCACCUCCCGGGUUCUGAUGAGGUUGGAGGCUUUCCGCUUCACCCUUUCUCAGGGCACAGCUGCAGUCUCUUCAGUGGCUGCACAGGAAGCGUGGUCUUGGGAGCAGUACUUGAAGGAACAGAAGGCUAUAGCAGCACCUGUUGAACUGUUUUCCAAGGAUCAGUCCUUUCCAGAGCAUGAAAAUGGUUUUCAGAUUGGAAUGAGAUUAGAAGGCAUUGAUCCCCGACAUCCAUCUGUAUUCUGUGUGCUUUCUGUAGCUGAGGUGUGUGGUUACCGUCUAAGACUUCAUUUUGAUGGUUAUUUAAGCUGCUAUGAUUUUUGGACCAAUGCUGGUUCCCCUGACAUCCAUCCAGUAGGAUGGUGUGAAAAGACCAAACAUGAGUUGCACAUCCCUAAGGGUUAUAGAAAAGAUAAAUUUGUUUGGAUGGAUUACUUGAAGGCCUGCAAAUUGCAAAAUGCUCCCAAGAAAUUAUUCAUAAAUAGAAGUUCUAAUGGGCCGAUGCCUAAAGAAUUUCAGGUUGGAAUGAAGCUGGAGGCCGUCGAUAGGAAGAACCCUUCCUUGGUGUGUGUGGCGACCAUAGCAGAUAUUGUCGAAGAUCGCUUGCUAGUGCAUUUUGACAAUUGGGAUGAUUGUUAUGAUUACUGGUGUGAUGUUAAUAGUCCUUAUGUCCAGCCAGUUGGUUGGUGUCAGGAGAAUGGAAGAACUCUGAUAGCACCGCAAGGUUAUCCUGAUCCAGAAAAUUUUUCCUGGACAGAAUAUCUGGAAGCUACUCAAACUAAUGCAGUUCCUGCCAAAGUUUUUAAAAUGAGGUUGCCUCAUGGUUUUCUGCCAAAUAUGAAACUUGAAGUUGUGGAUAAACGAAAUCCCAGGUUAAUUCGUGUUGCUACGAUUAUAGAUGUUGAUGACCAAAGAGUAAAGUCCUUGACCAUCCGCCCAAACCACUGGCUACGGCCCAUGAAUCAGUCUAUAAUCGGACAUCUGCUCACUUCUCCUUCCAGGCAAAGUGCACAACCAAGUGCACUGCCCGAAGUUCUGCCCACUGAGAAGAUUUGCCCAUCACCACCGUCCUUCAGGGAUGUCCCAGAAAAGGGGCGCAGUGCCGCGGCUGUCCACUUUCGGGUGGUGCCUGCAUAUCGUGCAGAACCAGCUGUAAACCAGGCUCUAGCCUUGUCUUCCUCUGUCAGCUGA
Messenger RNA from Galeopterus variegatus (Sunda flying lemur), 1581 nucleotides. Its product is annotated as lethal(3)malignant brain tumor-like protein 4. The coding region runs from base 1 to 1581 and encodes 526 amino acids. Lineage: Eukaryota; Metazoa; Chordata; Mammalia; Dermoptera; Cynocephalidae. Gene Ontology annotation, cellular component: nucleus. The record is from RefSeq and is a predicted model, not a curated record. Gene Ontology annotation, biological process: regulation of DNA-templated transcription. The transcript is spliced from 12 exons.